Messenger RNA from Pseudoliparis swirei, 1985 nucleotides. RefSeq names its product zona pellucida sperm-binding protein 4-like. Bases 50 to 1351 code for a protein of 433 amino acids. Gene Ontology annotation, cellular component: egg coat. Lineage: Eukaryota; Metazoa; Chordata; Actinopteri; Perciformes; Liparidae. The record is from RefSeq and is a predicted model, not a curated record. The transcript has 8 exons. Gene Ontology annotation, molecular function: acrosin binding; structural constituent of egg coat. Gene Ontology annotation, biological process: binding of sperm to zona pellucida; prevention of polyspermy.
AGCCUAGUCACGUAUAAAUGUGGCAGCAGACACAAACUGCUGUUGAACCAUGGCAAAGCUCUGGAGUGUCACCUCUUUAGUGGCACUAGCUCUGCUAGCAUGCUUAGCUGGGACAGAGGUAGAAGCUCAAGUGUGGGUGCCUCCAAAAAGGCCUCUUCAGAACCAACAUGUAUCUCCAGAAUCGUGGUCAGUUCCUCAAUAUGAAUUGAAGAAUCAAGCGCAGCAGAACCCUACAAUACCACAGACAACAACAAUUGUGUCAAAGUACCCUCCUGCCCAGAGAUGUGAUGUGGCGAAAAACACUAGAGUCCCAUGUGGACAGCCUGAUAUCUCUCCUGAUGGAUGCAGAGACAUGAACUGCUGCUCUGAAGGCGGACAGUGCUACUUUGGAAAGGCAGUGACCGUUCAGUGCACCAAGGAUGGCCAGUUCAUUGUCGUAGUGGCGAAAGAUGCCACUCUGCCCAACAUUGACCUUGAGUCAAUAUUACUGUUGAGCAAAGCUCAAGGCUGUACACAUGUUGACUCUAAUUCAGAGUUUGCCAUCUAUAACUUUGGUGUUACCUCAUGUGGCAGCGUUGUUUUGGAGGAGCCUGGUGUUAUAAUCUAUGAGAACAAAAUGUUCUCCACAUAUGAAGUGGAAACCGGGCGUCGUGGAGUCAUUACCAGAGACAGUCACUAUGAAUUGCUCUUCCAGUGUCGGUACAUCGGCACCACUGUUCAAAUUGUGGUUGCAGAAGUAUCACCGUUCCUAGAUCCUCCUAUAUCAGUUGCUGCUCUAGGACCCAUCAGAGUAGAGCUGAGGUUGGGUAAUGGACAGUGCAUUUCAAAGGGUUGUAAUGAAGAGGAUGUGGCCUAUGCUUCGUACUACACUGAUGCCGACUAUCCCGUGAGCAAAGUACUGAGGGACCCUGUGUACGUGGAGGUUCUACUCCUUGAGAAGACAGAUCCCAACCUUGUCCUGACUCUUGGUCGCUGUUGGGCGACCACAAGCCCCAACCCUCACAGUAUGCCCCAGUGGGACAUUCUGAGUGACGGGUGUCCAUCCAGGAAUGAUAACUACUUGUCUUCAAUGGUUCCAGUCGGUCCCUCCUCUGGUCUGCUCUUCCCCAGUCACUACAGACGUUUCCUUUUCAAAAUGUUUACCUUUGUUGACCCUAGUUCAAUUACACCCUUGAAUGAACAGGUGUACAUUCACUGCAGUACGGCUGUGUGUGUUCAAACAGAUCACCUGUCCUGUGAACCAAUAUGCCAUAGACAAAGGAGAGAUGUCGUGGAUGUGGCCCAGACAAGUUCUGAGCGAAAGGUUGUGGCUUCUGUCGGACCAGUGAGCAUGAGUGCCUCUGUGGAGUAAACAGCAGUGUCGAACUCAAGAAGUUGGCCGAGUUCAUGAAGUAAAAGAUUUGCAUAUUACAUACUGUAUAUUGUAAUGAUUGGAAAAAUAAUACAAAGUGUGCUGCAAGACGAAUGAAAUUGAUCCCCAAAAAUAUUGUCGACACAUUUGUAUUAAAAUAUAUUGGCUUUGAUUUGCUGUAAAUAAUUUGAUAACUUGUUUGCGUAAUACUUAUACCCAAAAAAAUGCAACAAACGUUUUUAUACAUAGAUAUCUCUAUUUUAGUGACAUUCACGUAAAGUACCUGGUUGAAUAAAGCUAUGGGUAUUAUUUUGCACUUAUUACUAUACUCACGUAUUGGAGAAAAUAUAUUUUCGUUUAUCCACAUUACAUCAAUUACAGCAUAAUAAUUUGGUAACAAAAGAAAAUGUAUGUGCUGUAAAAAAAUAUAUUUUCCCCAUCACACACUCAGAACUGACACAAAUACGAUUCCAUGAAUCAGGAGGUUACAACAGAUGAUGAUGAUGAUAAUAAACUAUAAGAACGAUGGUAUUGAUAUCAAUAAAACAAAUUCAUGCUAAAUCAACUUUGCUGUAAGUAUUUACAAUUCCUUGUCUGUGAAAACAUACUUUGCAAUAAAAGGUUCUGAUCCCGA